Molecule: messenger RNA, 1650 nt
Organism: Eutrema salsugineum
Lineage: Eukaryota; Viridiplantae; Streptophyta; Magnoliopsida; Brassicales; Brassicaceae
Product: F-box protein At5g46170
Exons: 2
Coding region: 108-1271 (387 amino acids)
Molecular function (GO): protein binding
Source: RefSeq, a predicted model, not a curated record
CUAGAAACCUCUCAAUGCGUUGUCUUCUCUGAAGGAUCAAUUCUGAUUCGAAUCCUUAUCUGAAACCCUAGAAUUUUUAUCCGAAGAUCCAGUCAAUACCCUUCUCCAUGGCCGUAAUCACUCGAUCAGAUCCACCUUCACGGAUCCAUCCCGAGCCACAAAUCCUAGAAAUCGACCACUUCGAUCGUCUCCCAGACUCAAUCCUCCUCCUCGUCUUCAACAAAAUCGGCGACGUGAAAUCACUCGGUCGAUGCUGCGUCGUCUCCCGGAGGUUUCACUCUCUAGUUCCUCAGGUCGAGAACAUCGUCGUUCGUGUCGAUUGCGUCAUAUCCGACGACGAUUCGUCAUCUCUCUCUUCUAUCAAAUCCCGCUCCGCCGCAUCCGCCGGAUCUUUCUCCGCCAUGUUUCGCCUUGUUGUUGGUGGCAUUGUCAAGCCGUUACAAGCUCUAGGUCAGUUCCUCGGCACGAAGAGGCCGUGUGGCUCCGCGUCGUCUUCUUCUUCCUCUUCUCUGUCGAUUAGUGGAGACGAAGGUGGAGAAGAGAUCGAACAAAGCGGUGUAACGCACCACUCUCCCACUCAGGUUUUGAAAAACUUCGACGAGGUUCGUUACCUACGCAUCGAGCUACCCAGCGGCGAGCUCGGAAUAGACGACGGAGUUUUGUUGAAAUGGAGAGCGGAAUUUGGUUCGACCUUAGAUAGUUGCGUGAUUCUUGGAGCUUCCUCUGUGAUUCAACCGAAUCCAAUGCGAAUUUCUCAAUCCUUUGAUACUACUACAAUCGUUGAAUCCUCCGUCGUCGGCGACGAUAUACCGGAAUCGUUUUACACAAACGGAGGUUUAAAGCUGCGUGUUGUAUGGACAAUCAGCUCAUUGAUUGCUGCAUCAGCACGGCAUUACUUGCUGCAACCGAUUAUCGCCGAGCACAAGACGCUCAACAGUUUAGUGCUCACUGAUUCUGAUGGGCAAGGUGUGCUUUGUAUGAACAGGGAUCAGCUAGAAGAGCUGAGAGUUAAACCAUUGUUAGCUUCUUCGGCUUCGAAGAGGACUCUUGUGCCUGCAUUGAACAUGAGACUAUGGUAUGCUCCUACCUUGGAAUUGCCUGAUGGAACUGUGUUGAAAGGUGCGACUUUAGUUGCGAUAAGACCGAGUGAGUCGAAGAAGGAAGUGUCUGAUAUCUCUUGGGUAUCUUUGGCUUUCGAGGAGCCUUAUGAGACAGCUGCUAAAUUGCUGGUCAAGAGAAGGACUUACUGUCUAGAAAUGAACUCGUUUUAAGUCGAAAACUGAGGGAACCCGAUGGUGAUUCAAGAGAUUACAUAUAAAAGCUACAUAAUUGGGGAAGCAGAGAAUGAAAUAAAAUCCAGUUUUGAUGAAUCCAGAAACCAGUUUUGCUGCCUACUGCAUCUGCCAGCUAUUUUUCUUUGAAGCUUAUGCUUUUGCAGGAUCUUACAGUCAUAUUUUAACAAAUUACUUAUAUCAUGUAAGAGGUUUAUUUUUGGGUCUUUGUUAGUUACUUGAAAGCCUUUAGCUUUGCUCGUUCUUCUCUCUUUAUGUGAAUAUUGUAGGUAUGAGAUAUACAUUUGCUUACUCCCCUGUCAUUAUACAAGUUAUUUUAAAUUAAAUCAAGCAUUUUAGUACUUUGCUAGUCUUUUAA